CCCGAGGCUCGACUAGUAUUUUCUCCAUUAUUUAUAAGUAAUUUUAAAAUAACACUUAAAUUUCUAAUCGUAAAUAAACGAAGAACUCUACGCGAACAGUGAGACUCGUCUUGAGUAUAAAGACGUAAGGUUAUAAAGUCUUCAAUGAUAACUGGAAUAUUUGACUCAGUGAAGCAGUAUGAUCAAGUCAAGAUGUGCAAUGUUGUACACUUACUGAAUAUAAGAGUGAUUUAGAUGAUUAUUAGUCAUUUUUUUGAAAAUACUACGUAACAAUCAUGUCAUUUUGUAUGAGACUUGCUCGAAGCAAACCUAUCCGUUUAUUAGGGAGUAUAGCUAUUAAAUGUUGGGCUUUCUCUGGAACUUAUAUACUUGCCUGUUUCCUUCUAUAUUGGUUGUACGGUGGGAUUUCUGCUUUCUUUCUACUUUGUUUUGCCACUACAGGUAUAUUGUAUCAUAGAGAAGAUCAACUUGUUUAUCGUCCAGAGUCACCAGCUAAUUCUCGGAUAUAUGUUCCUGCACCUUCGAUAUUUAAUUUACCUUAUCAAAGCAUUUAUACUAGAUCAGGGGAUGGUACCAUGUUACACAUGUUUUUUAUUUCUCAACCAGAGGAUAGAAUAAAAAAGGUGCCUACUUUGUUAUUUCUUCAUGGAAAUGCUGGUAAUGUAGGACAUAGACUAAAAAAUGCAGUUGGAUUAUACCAUACUAUCCAAUGUAACAUUUUAAUGUUGGAGUAUAGAGGCUAUGGUUUAUCACAAGGAUCACCAUCUGAAGAAGGUUUAUACAUGGAUGCUCGUGCAGGAAUUGAUUAUUUAUCUAGUAGAACUGAUAUAAAUACUAAUGAAAUAAUCGUAUUUGGUAGAUCAUUAGGUGGUGCUGUAGCUGUCAAUUUAGCUACAAAGCCAGAAAAUUCACAAAGAAUUUGGUGUCUUAUUCUUGAGAACACUUUUACUAGCAUUCCUGAUAUAGCUGCACUACUUUUUGGAUUGAGAUGUUUACAAUAUUUACCCCUUUUUUUAUAUAAAAAUAAGUAUCUGUCCAUCCUCAAAGUGCGGUCAGUAACGGUACCUACAUUAUUUAUUUCUGGUUUAGCGGAUACGUUAGUGCCUCCACGUAUGAUGCAAGAACUUUACAAGAACUGUAAAAGUCCGUGUAAAAAAAUACUUUCGAUUUCAGGAGGUACACACAAUGAAACAUGGUGUCAACCUCGAUAUUACAAAAAUAUAUGUAAUUUUUUAAAUGAAUUGAGGGAAAAUCCUCCAGUCCAAGUGACGUCUAGUCACUGGCAAAUAGACGAUAUAUAAAGACAAAUUGCAAAGCUCACUUUACGUCCAAAGCGAUGAUUACAUUUUAAAAAUUGUCCAUCUUAACAAAUAAAAAAAAAGAUAGAUUAAUGUAUCAGGAUAAGUUAUUAAUCUUUAUUGUGAUCAAACAAUUUAUUUACAAACACAAUUUAGCUCAUAAUUAAUGCGGAUCAAUCUUCUAUGAGAAUAUUUUAUUAAAACAUAUAUUAAGAUUGCAAUAUUGGAAGUGAUGCAAUGUUUGAGAUCAUCGAAAUAUCAUGAUUUAAAUUUAGUUAAGUGUCUGUCAUGCACUUGAAAUUUGUGAAUAACUAAAUAAGACCUUAAAUCCUUCCAAUACGUAGGGUAUUUUUAGGAAAUGUUUAGAUAGUCUUAGUUAA
Messenger RNA from Bombus impatiens (common eastern bumble bee), 1678 nucleotides. It is a transcript of the gene Bem46, whose product is annotated as protein ABHD13. The transcript has 6 exons. Gene Ontology annotation, molecular function: palmitoyl-(protein) hydrolase activity. Gene Ontology annotation, cellular component: membrane. The coding region runs from base 276 to 1301 and encodes 341 amino acids. NCBI's taxonomy places the organism in Eukaryota, Metazoa, Arthropoda, Insecta, Hymenoptera, Apidae. The record is from RefSeq and is a predicted model, not a curated record.